This is a messenger RNA of Microbotryum saponariae, 2789 nucleotides long. NCBI's taxonomy places the organism in Eukaryota, Fungi, Basidiomycota, Microbotryomycetes, Microbotryales, Microbotryaceae. The record is from the annotation of a GenBank genome assembly.
AUGGCUACCCCGACCGAUGCCGGACGUAUCUUUGAGCAAGAGGUCAGUUAUUACACGUGUUGCAACCGCUUGGUAUCCCACACUGACGCGUAUCAUGUCCGUUCAUCCACCAAUCCAUCACCGUCAACUCCCCAACGCGAACUCGCUUUCGCAAAGGCGCUCCGCAUCUUGCUCGUCGGCAGCGGAGGCCGUGAGCAUGCGCUCGCCUGGAAGCUUGAACAAUCAUCAAAGGUCGAAAGGAUCUUUGUUGCUCCUGGCAAGUCCAUCCUUACUGAAGCUGCAGGUUGCCUCUGCCCAUCGGCUCCGCUGAUCGCGAAUGCUGGACUAACCUCCGAUUCCCUUCUCUUGGUGAUUCACCCUGUAAAUGUGCCUUGCAGGUAACGGCGGCACAACCUUUGGCACCAAGGUCACCUCGAUUCCCGUCCAGUCGACCGACUUUGCUGGAUUGCGCGCCUUCGCUCUCGAGAACGAUGUCAGUCUCGGCGCACUCAGGGUCUUACGUCUCGGGACGAGAAUCUGACGCUCUCUCUCUCGCAUCCUGUCGAUUUACAGGUCAACUUUGUCGUCGUCGGACCCGAGCAACCUCUUGUCGAUGGAUUAGAGACCGUUUUCCGCAAAGGUGCGUCGGGUGCAAAACUUUACCUCGAAUUUUCAUGUCCCUGCAAGUUGCUCAUCUAUCUUGCUCCCCCGGAAAUGCAGUCGGAAUCCCCGUCUUUGGUCCUUCGGUCAAGGCCGCCGCGAUGGAAGGCUCCAAGACCUUCUCCAAGGAUUUCAUGGCGCGACACAACAUCCCGACGGCGCAGUACAAGAACCUCCACUCCUACGACGAAGCCGUCGAAUACGUCAAGUCGGUGCCUCACGACAUCGUCAUCAAGGCCUCGGGUCUCGCAGGUGGCAAAGGUGUCAUCAUCCCUUCGACCAAGGAGGAAGCGUUCCAAGGCUUGAAGGAGAUCAUGGUUUCUAAGGAGUUCGGUACGGCCGGUGACGAGGUCGUCGUCGAAGAGUGCCUUGUCGGUCAAGAGAUCAGUAUCCUUUCCUUCUCCGACGGGUACACCGCCGUCUCCCUCCCCGGUGCUCAGGAUCACAAGCGUAUCGGUGAAGGCGAUACGGGACCCAAUACCGGCGGUAUGGGAACUUACUCUCCCGCCCCUUGCGCGACCAAAGACGUCGAGGCCGAGAUCCACCGCACCAUCGUGCAACCGACGAUCGACGGCAUGCGCAAGGACGGUAUCCCCUUUGUCGGUCUCCUCUUCACGGGCAUCAUGUUGACCGCCGAUGGACCCAAGGUCCUCGAAUACAACGUUCGCUUCGGUGAUCCCGAGACACAGUCCCUCCUGGCGCUCUUGGCCGCCGAGACGGAUUUGGCCGAGAUCAUGCUCGCUUGCGUCGAAGGCCGACUCGACUCGAUCAAGAUCGCGAUGAAGGACCAGGCCGCCGUCACCGUCGUUUUGGCUUCCAAGGGGUACCCCGGGAAAUACGGAAAGGGCGUCGAGAUCACCUUUGACGAGUUGCCGAAGGACGUCGUCGUCUUCCACGCCGGAACGGCCAAGUCGACCGACGGCAAGGUCCUCACCGAUGGUGGUCGCGUACUCGCCGUCACGGCCACAGCAGCAACUUUGAAGGAAGCCCAGGCCCUCGCUUACAAGGGUGUCACAUGCGUCCAUUUUGAGGGCGCUACCUUCCGCAAGGACAUUGCGUACCGAGCCUUCCUCGAAGGAUCGGCCGCCGCCGCCCCUGCUGGGUUCACCUACGCCUCGGCCGGUGUCUCGAUCGACGCUGGUAACGCUCUCGUCGACUUGAUCAAGCCUAUCGUCAAAGCGACGAAGCGGAUCGGGUCCGACUCCGUCAUCGGUGGUUUCGGAGGUUUGUUCGAUCUCAAAGCCGCGGGGUUCAAGGACCCGAUCCUCGUCGCCGGUACGGACGGUGUCGGGACCAAGCUCAAGCUCGCACAAAACUACAACAAGCACGACACGAUCGGUAUCGACCUUGUCGCGAUGAGUGUGAACGACUUGAUCGUUCAAGGUGCCGAACCGCUCUUCUUCCUCGAUUACUAUGCGUGCGGACACCUUGACGUCCCUAUGGCCGCGGAUGUGGUCAAAGGCGUGGCUGAUGGAUGUAUCGAGGCGGGCUGCGCCCUUGUCGGCGGUGAGACGGCUGAAAUGCCAUCCCUCUACCACGGUAACGACUACGACGUUGCCGGUUUCGCCGUCGGGGCCGUCGAAAGGGAACUCCUCCUGCCGACACCUAACAUCGCAGUGGGUGACGUUCUGCUCGGUAUCGCUUCCUCGGGUAUUCAUUCGAAUGGGUUCUCCCUCGUGCGCAAAAUUGUCGAUGCGCAUGGUAUGGAUUUGCACGCGUCUACGACGUGGAACAAGGAUCUCGAACUCGGUGCGGCGUUGCUCGAACCGACGGUGAUCUACGUCAAACAAUUGCUCCCUUCCAUCCGUCGAGGGGAUCUCAAAGGAUUGUCGCACAUCACCGGUGGAGGCUUCACGGAGAACGUACCCCGUGUGCUUCCCAAAGGCGUAGGUUGCUGGGUCGAUGCCUCCUCGUUCGAGUUCCUACCCUUGUUCAAGAUGUUGAUGAAGUUGGGGCGGGUCGACCCUAACGAGAUGGCGAGGACGUUCAACUGCGGGAUCGGGAUCGUCGUCGUCGUCGCGAAGGAGAAGGCGGAACGAGUCAAGGAGGACUUGGAGGCGAAUGGCAAGAGUAAGGUGUAUCAGAUUGGGGAGGUGCAAGAAGGUGAGGGGUGCGUGAUGAGGAAUUUGGAGGCUUGGUCCAGGGAUUGA